UCUACUCAACUUUUUUUCUCUAGUCCUGAGGAAGGGUCUCGGCCCGAAACGUCGACUGAAACAUCUCUUCCUAGAGAUGCUGCCUGGCCUGCUGCGUUCACCAGCAAUUUUUAUGUGUGUUGCUUGAAAUUCCAGCAUCUGCAGAUUUCCUCAUGGUCGUGUUGUUUGCCUCCUGAGCUGUUCGUGUGGCGUGCGGCCGCUGGCCGGGAGUGUCGCUGUCGGCAGAUUGCGGCCGCUGGCCGGGAGUGUCGCUGUCGGCGGAUUGCGGCCGCUGGCCGGGAGUGUCGCUGUAGGCGGAGUGCGGCCGCUGGCUGGGAGUGUCGCUGUCGGCAGAGUGCGGCCGCUGGCCGGGAGUGUCGCUGUCGGCAGAGUGCGGCCGCUGGCCGGGAGUGUCGCUGUCGGCGGAUUGCGGCCGCUGGCCGGGAUUGUCGCUGUAGGCGGAGUGCGGCCGCUGGCCGGGAGUGUCGCUGUCGGCAGAGUGCGGCCGCUGGCCGGGAGUGUCGCUGUCGGCGGAGUGCGGCCGCUGAAGAGACGCGAGCAGUUUCUUGCUUCAGGCCUGAGCUGUGGUUCUCGCUGAUAUUUGCGGAGUUUGCUGAGGAAGCUUACGGCGUUGGCUCGAUUUGCAGCAGUUUUCAAAAGCAGCUGGAGUUUUGGCGGUUGUCAGCAAGUGGCACCAUGGUGGAGGAAGUGCAGAAACACUCAGUACACACACUGGUGUUCAGAUCACUGAAGCGAACCCAUGACAUGUUUGUUAGUGAUCAUGCAAAGCCUAUUGCAGUUGAUGAGAAAAGUUACAAGCUCAAGAUGAAUGUGAAGUUGCAAACAGAGUACAGUCCUGUGCUUCACAUGCCUGUACUUAAAGAAAUCAGAGAAAAAAGUUCUCAGUCUGAUUCCUAUAAUCAUGGACAUUAUAGCCUAAAUCAAGAUCAAGAACCUGAAUAUGUUAUAACUGGUACUCAUCCAUACCCAUCAGGUCCAGGAGUAGCAUUGACAGGUGAUACACAGCUGCAAAAAAUACCCAGUGAAGCAAGCACUCAUGCAUUGGCUAUGGCAAUUCCAUCUUCAAAAUCCAGGCAAGAAGUUAAUCAUACCGCUGCCAGUGUUGCUGACAUCCACAGACAUGCAGGCAUUGCUGAACGUUCACAGCCUCCAGUGUCUUCCAUGGCUGUGUUGGAAGCUGGAGGCACAAAGAAUUCCUCACAAAUAGCAAGAAAACUUCCUACAAUGCCAAAACCACAAUGGCAUCCACCUUGGAAACUCUACAGAGUCAUCAGUGGACAUUUGGGCUGGGUGAGAUGUCUUGCAGUGGAACCUGGCAAUCAGUGGUUUGUUACUGGCUCAGCUGAUAGAACUAUUAAGAUCUGGGAUCUAGCUAGUGGUAAAUUGAAGCUGUCCUUGACUGGGCACAUCAGCACUGUACGUGGAGUGGCAGUCAGUUCACGCAGCCCAUAUCUUUUUUCCUGUGGAGAAGAUAAGCAAGUGAAAUGCUGGGAUCUGGAAUAUAACAAGGUUAUUCGUCAUUACCACGGUCAUUUAAGUGCAGUGUAUGGGCUUGAUUUGCAUCCUACUAUUGAUGUCUUGAUAACAUGUGGCAGAGAUUCAACAGCAAGGGUAUGGGACAUUCGAACAAAAGCAAAUGUACACACGUUAACAGGGCACACAAAUACCGUAGCAACUGUGAAGUGCCAGGCUGGAGAACCACAGAUUAUUACAGGAAGCCACGACACAACUAUACGGCUGUGGGACUUGGUAGCAGGGAAAACUAGAGUCACUUUAACCAAUCAUAAGAAGUCUGUUCGUUCUCUCAUUCUCCAUCCAAGACAGUAUACUUUUGCUUCUGGUUCUCCAGAUAAUAUAAAGCAGUGGAAGUGUCCAGAUGGUAUUUUUAUUCAGAAUCUACCCGGUCACAAUGCUAUCAUCAACGCACUUGCUGUCAACUCAGAUGGCGUGCUAGUAUCUGGAGCUGACAAUGGCACUAUGCACCUUUGGGACUGGAGAACUGGGUACAACUUCCAACGAAUACAUGCUGCUGUGCAGCCAGGUUCCUUGGAUAGUGAAUCUGGGAUUUUUGCAUGCACCUUUGAUCAGUCAGAAAGCAGGUUACUUACGGCAGAAGCUGAUAAAACAAUCAAAGUCUACAAGGAAGAUGACAUGGCUACUGAAGAAACCCACCCUGUCAACUGGAAACCAGAGAUCAUCAAAAGGAAGAGAUUUUAAGAACUUCAUUUCUUGCAGUUUUGUUUUCCAUCUGGCUGGAAAUGUUUCAAAUUUAGUUUAUCUUGGUUAUAUAUUGUAUCCUAUAAUAAAUUGUACAAAUCUGACAAUGAUGCAUAUAGUGAUAUAAUGAGACAGCAGAUAAUGA
Molecule: messenger RNA, 2362 nt
Organism: Mobula hypostoma (lesser devil ray)
Lineage: Eukaryota; Metazoa; Chordata; Chondrichthyes; Myliobatiformes; Myliobatidae
Gene: plrg1
Product: pleiotropic regulator 1
Exons: 15
Coding region: 676-2217 (513 amino acids)
Biological process (GO): mRNA splicing, via spliceosome
Cellular component (GO): catalytic step 2 spliceosome; Prp19 complex; precatalytic spliceosome
Molecular function (GO): protein binding
Source: RefSeq, a predicted model, not a curated record